Raphanus sativus (radish) is the source of this 5941-nucleotide messenger RNA. RefSeq lists its product as uncharacterized. The transcript is spliced from 19 exons. Gene Ontology annotation, molecular function: protein binding. Gene Ontology annotation, biological process: endosomal vesicle fusion; protein targeting to vacuole; vesicle-mediated transport. Gene Ontology annotation, cellular component: HOPS complex; late endosome. NCBI's taxonomy places the organism in Eukaryota, Viridiplantae, Streptophyta, Magnoliopsida, Brassicales, Brassicaceae. The coding region runs from base 98 to 5716 and encodes 1872 amino acids. The record is from RefSeq and is a predicted model, not a curated record.
UUUCUCAGAUCAUCGGCGGUGACGAGUCCGUCGGAGAGUUGGAAGAACCAAUCGGCUACUUGACUUAUUAGAGACUAGAGAGAGAAAGUUCACAGAGAUGAAUAAGUCGAAAAUGGAACUCGAUCUCGAUUCGUUUCUAGUAUCCGACUCCGACUCCGAACCCGAUUCGGAUCCUUCCUCCGUCCCUCACCGUACAGUCGACGAAAUCCUCAACGCCUCCAGCUCUUCAUCUCCCUCUUCUUCUCCACCACCGCCAUCACCUCCGCCGUCAGCCACAGAGCAACUUAACCGCCGUGCCGCGGCGAGACCUCAAUCCGAAUUCCAUCGCGGAUUAUUAACCGAUCCGGCGCGGAGGAAUCCGGCUCCGACUACUUCGCUGAGGCAGUUGCCGCUGCCGUCGCUGUUCGCAGGAGUACGGUCCAAUGCGAAGCCCGGCGCGGCGCUUGCGGCUGCUGUGGCUGCUUCCAGAUUGGUUCCUACGCCACACGCUGCUAUCAUCAAGUCGAGGAGAGCUAGCAGUAGUGCCAGUAGCGAGUUGCUUUUGGGAGAAGAAGAAGAUCAUGAAGUCUUGUCAUCAAAUGGAGAUUCUGUUUCUGUGGAUAAGGAUAAGGAUGAGGAUGAUGCAGUUGUAGUUGCAAGUCAAGAUAACGAAGCUAAAGUAAUGGAAGUUCAAGCUAGUGAUAUUGUUGAUUAUGAUAAAAACUCAAAGCCUGACUUAGUCACUGCCUCCUCCUCUGGUGUUGUUGAUGUUGUACAAGACGCCGGAGAUGAGACAAUGUUUGUUGCUUCUUCUUUAGAGUCUUUACAUUUGAAUGGUUCUGAUGAUGUUAGGGUAAGUAAUGAUGAGGAGUCAAGUGCUGAAGAUGUUAAGAAUGAGGAUUCAGAUGUAAUUUUACCGGAUUCUAAAGAAGAAGAAGAAGGAGGGGAUGCUUUUAUUCCUGAUGAUGGGAGCUCAGAAUUAUCUGGCAUUUCGGAGCUUGUAGAAGAGAGGAUUGAGGAGUUGGAAAAGGAAAGGAUGAGUAAAAGGGAGAAACUGAAAUCGCGAUCUUUUAGGAAGCAGCUUGUCUUGGCUGAAGAGUUUGAGAAGAAACAAGCGUAUACUGGUUUGCAUUGGGAGGAAGGAGCUGCUGCUCAGCCGAUGAGACUUGAGGGUGUUAAGAUCGGUUCGACGAAUUUAGGUUACUUUGAUGUUGAUGCUAGCAAUAUCAUCAGCCGAACCAUUUCAUCCCAGGCAUUUAAGCGAGACCAUGGUUCUCCUCAGGUUUUGGCGGUUCAUUUGAAUUUUAUUGCGGUGGGUAUGUCCAAGGGGGUCAUCAUCGUUGUACCAAGUAAAUAUUCUCCCGAUACUGCAGAUCAGAUGGAAUCAAAGAUGAUUUGGCUUGGUUUACAAGGAGAAAGAUCUCAGUCUCCGGUUACCUCAGUUUGCUUCAAUCAGCAAGGGGCCCUCCUGCUAGCCGGUUAUGGUGAUGGACAUGUUACAGUUUGGGACGUGCAGAGAGCGUCGGCAGCAAAAGUGAUCACUGAACACACUGCUCCAGUAGUAUAUGCGUUUUUUCUAGGCCGGGAUUCUCAAGGUUCUCGCAUAUUUAAAAUAAUUACAAGUGACACUAAGGGUGUUGUUUUCAAACAUACUUUCUCUUGGACUCUGCUGUUGAAUAUGUAUACAGUAAAAACACAGUGUCUUCUCGAUGGACAAAAAAAUGGAAUGGUCCUCUCGGCAUCACCUCUGCCUGAUGAAAUUCUUGGAAGCUCCUUGGCCUCUUCUAAGGCGGGUAACACUGCAACUCCGUCCAGCAGUAUAAGCAGCUUGGUGGGAGGUGUUGUUGGGGUUGAUUCAAGUUGGAAGCUCUUUAAUGAGGAUUCGUCUGCGGAGGAAGAAGGGGUUGUCGUAUUUGUAACCUAUCAAACUGUACUGGUGGUAAAGCUCAUUCCAGAUUUGGAGGUGUAUGCACAACUUCCUAGGCCUGAAGGGGUUCGGGAGGGUUCCAUCCCAUACACUGCCUGGAAAUGUUCAAUGGAAAACUCUUCCAAGGAGGCUGAAGAUAGGGUUUCGUUUCUUGCCAUUGCGUGGGAUCGUAGAGUUCAGGUUGCCAAGUUGGUAAAAUCAAAACUAAAGGAAUAUGCGAAAUGGUCGCUUGACAGUGCUGCUAUUGGUGUGGUUUGGCUGGAUGAUCAGUUACUGGUGAUCCCAACUGUGACGGGCCAUUUGUAUCUGUUCACAAGAGAUGGUGUAGUAAUUCACCAGACAAGCUUUUCUGUGGAUGGUUCUUCGGGGAAUGACCUGAUUUCUUAUCAUACGUACUUUACAAAUGUCUUUGGAAAUCCUGAGAAAGCUUAUCACAACUCUGUGGGUGUCAGAGGGGCUUCAGUAUAUAUUCUCGGGACUGCGCGUCUUGUUAUCUCCAGACUUUUGCCAUGGAAGGAGCGGGUUGAUGUUUUAAGGAGAGGAGGUGACUGGAUGGGUGCUUUUAACAUGGCCAUGUCACUUUUUAAUGGGCAAGCUCAUGGGGUUGUUGACCUCCCCAAAACUGUUGACGCCAUAAGGGAAGCCAUAGCACCCAGUUUAGCAGAGCUGCUACUUUCCUAUGUAGAUGAAGUAUUUUCUUAUAUCACAAUAGCAUUUUCCAGUCAGAUUGAAAAGAACGGAGUAACUCAUGAGCCAAGCAGUGGAACCAAUGAUGUCAACUUAGAGGUAGAGGAACAAUACAAUCGUGUUGGUGGUGUUGCCGUUGAAUUCUGUGUUCAUAUUAACAGGAUGGAUUUGCUCUUCGAUGAGAUAUUUUCCAGAUUUGUGGCUGUACAACAAAGAGAUACAUUUUUGGAGCUUUUGGAGCCUUAUAUCUUAAAGGAUAUGCUUGGAUCGCUUCCUCCAGAGAUUAUGCAAGCUCUGGUAGAACAUUAUAGUAGGAAAGGAUGGCUACAAAGAAUUGAGCAGUGUGUUCUUCACAUGGAUAUUUCUUCCUUAGAUUUCAAUCAGGUUGUCAGAAUUUGCCGUGAGCAUGGGCUUUAUGGGGCCUUGCUCUAUCUUUUCAACAAAGGUUUGGAUGAUUUCAGGUCACCUCUGGAGGAGCUUUUGAUUGUCUUUCGGAACAGUGAGAGACAAAGGGCUACAGCCAUUGGGUACCGAAUGCUUGUUUAUCUAAAGUACUGCUUUCUUGGUUUGGCUUUUCCACCAGGGCAUGGAACCCUGGUGCCUACGCGCUUGCCAUCCCUUAGGACUGAGUUGAUUCAGUUUCUACUGGAGAAAUCAAACGCCCAUGAUUCUAGUAGAUGUGUAACAUCUCCACGGAUUUACUUGAACCUCUACCAUCUGCUAGAGAUGGAUACUGAAGCCACUUUAGAUGUCCUAAGAUAUGCGUUUGCAGAAAGUGAAAUGGUAGAUCAUGAGAGUCAUUUGCUGGAGUCCGGUGAAGUAAGUUUGGAGUCCAAGACCGAUGGCAGUAUCCCGGAAACAAGAUGUAACGAUAUGUUGAUACAUAAUGUGAUAGAUUCCCUAGUUCAGGUUAUUGAUGGGGGCUUAAGUCAACUUGAUGAAUCUGGGUAUCCAGAUGAUUCAAAAUCAGAUAAAAAGUGGCCCUCUAAGGAUGAUACAAGUCAUCUAUUUGAGUUUGUUGCAUAUUAUGCAGCACGUGGUAGAGCUAGCGUUCCCAAGAGCGUAUUGGCACAAGUUUUAGACUACUUAACAUCAGAUCACAUUCUUCCGACUUAUAACAUGUCUCCUAAAAUGAGAGAGAACCAAUUUCUAAACCUUCUGCAAGCUGUACCGGAGACUGAUUGGGAUGUAGCUUAUGUGUCUCAGCUUUGUGAGAAGGCACAUUUUUAUCAGGUCUGUGGCUAUAUUCAUACUAUUGGUCGACGGUACGUUGCUGCUUUAGAAAGCUACAUGAAAGAGGCAGAUGAACCCAUACAUUCGUUUUGCUAUGUGAACAAGAUGCUUUCACAGUUGAGUGGGGAUGAAUUCACUGCUUUUCAAUCUGCAAUAAUUGACAGGAUUGCUGAGCUCCUUGAAUUAAGCAGAGAGGGAACAUUCUUCCUGAUCAUUGAUAAUCUGAAAGACAACAUCACACGCGUUCAAGAGCAGCUCCAUUCUCAUCCAAGAAGCUUGUUCCUUUAUCUCAAGACUGUCAUUGAGGUUCACUUGUCUGGGAGUCUUGAUUUUUCUCGUCUAAGGAAACAUGAAGCGGUGGAUAGUUUGGGUGAAAACAUUAUAAGGAGUAUGCCCAAAGAGACUGAGCUUUAUUUGGAAGAACUUAAUGGCUUUCCCAAAUUCAUCCAAGAUAAUCCAGUCAAUGUGACUGAUGACAUGAUUGAGCUUUACUUGGAGCUACUAUGCAAGUAUGAACCGAAGUCAGUCUUGAGAUUCCUCGAAACAUUUGAUAACUACAGGGUGGAACACUGUCUACGCCUCUGCCAAAAAUAUGGAAUUGCAGAUGCAGCAGCAUUUCUCUUGGAGAGGGUUGGUGAUGCAGCAAGUGCGUUGUCACUUACACUCUCUGGACUUGGUGAAAAAUUUGUCGCGCUUGAAAAUGCAGUCACUUGCCUAAUCUCAGAACUAAAGUUGGGUGCUAGCGAAGUAGCCACCUUGGAACAAUCCACUAGUGCUCUAGAGUUAAAGGAGGUAAAUGACAUACAAGGUGUUCUGCAAGCCUGUAUAGGACUGUGUCAACGCAACACUCCUCGCCUUAAUCCUGAAGAGUCGGAGAUUCUUUGGUUUCGCUUUCUUGACACUUUCUCUGAGCCUUUGAUGGAUUCAUAUCGGGAACCAAGGAAUGUCGAUGAAAUAAACAAAGGCCCUGCCAGUUUUAAAUCAUUGGAACUGCGUGUAGAUGAAGCAGUUGAGACAAUCAAGUGGAGGAUUCCACGAUCUGAUACGGCUUUGACACAGAUCCUGAGGAAGCUCAUGUCUCAGUUUAUCAAAGAGAUUGUUGAAGGAAUGAUAGGAUAUGUUCGACUUCCAACAAUCAUGUCGAAACUUCUUUCUGACAACGGUACUCAAGAGUUUGGUGAUUUCAAACUUACAAUACUGGGAAUGCUUGGAACAUAUGGCUUUGAGCGGAGAAUACUGGAUACGGCAAAGUCUUUAAUCGAAGAGGAUACAUUCUACACCAUGAGUCUACUCAAGAAAGGUGCUUCUCACGGGUAUGCACCAAGAAGUUUGCUUUGUUGUAUAUGCAAUUGUCCACUCACCAAGACGUUCUCUACUCUUCGUGUACGUGUUUUCAACUGUGGCCAUGCAACACAUCUGCAAUGUGAAGUGUCGGAGAGUGAAACGUCAUCAUCUUCAUCAGGUUGUCCUGUUUGUAUGACCAAGAAGACCACUCAAAGUUCAUCUAAAGGUAAAUCAUUCUAUCUAGACUACGGACUGAUAAGCACAGUUUCUUCAAGCACGGGAACUUCACAACGCACUUCGCCUUACUCUUAUGAGAAUGAAAUGAUCGAUCAUUCUCAUAGCCAGCAAAUAUCACGAUUUGAAAUGCUAACGAAGCUACAGAAAGAUCAGAGACUGGUACAGAUAGAGAGCUUGCCUCGACUAAGGCUUUCACCUCCGGCUGUGUACCACGAGAAAGUUAGCAGAGUCUCGGGUUUUACACCGGGAGAGAGCAGCGGUAAAGACACGAAACCAUCCCAAAGUGGAGUGAGUACGAAAAUGAAAGCGAAAGGAUCUAUCUUUCGGCCAAGACUUGCUUUUGGAAAGGACAAGACGAGCAGAAGAUAAGGAAGCUUCUUACAAUUUGAUAUCUGGAACCGGUGCGGCCUAGUGACAACAAACUUGAUUGGUAUCAAGGACUCGAGACUCGAGAGUUGUUAUGUGGCGAGACUUUUUUGUUUGUUCUGUUGUGUAAUUAGAAGAAAAAUUUAGUUUAAGGUACUUUAUUUGACUUCUUGAUAUAUUGUAUAGUACCAAGAUUAAUAAAAUUUACAAAAUACUCUGUGUUCAAAA